This is a messenger RNA of Sorex araneus (European shrew), 5064 nucleotides long. It is a transcript of the gene ZC2HC1C, whose product is annotated as zinc finger C2HC-type containing 1C. The record is from RefSeq and is a predicted model, not a curated record. The transcript has 3 exons. Lineage: Eukaryota; Metazoa; Chordata; Mammalia; Eulipotyphla; Soricidae. Bases 109 to 1689 code for a protein of 526 amino acids.
CGACAACAGAGGCGGCGCGCGCCUGCGCGGCGGGCAGUUGGUCCGCGGGCUCGGCUGCCCCACGGCGAGAGCGGUGCCCCCGAGCCUCAGGCUUCCGAGCAGACCUGAAUGGCUGAUCUCCAACUGGGACCUCUGCCAGUGGGUGUUAUGCUCCCACAUAAUCCAAGGGAAGGCCCUGCGCUCCGCUCAACCAAGCAAGACCCCUACCGACAAGCCGGCUCUUCCCAGAGGCCCUCCGUGGUACACCUGAAGGAUUAUCCCCAGCAUAAACUUUUGAGCACCAAAGAGGUGGCCCUGGAUAGUCUCUAUACUCACCCCACAUGGGACGGCAGCAUAAAAAUCCGGAGCUGUUACCAUUCCUAUUUUGCUGGAACCAGCCAGGAAGAUUCUGGAAACAAUCUCCAGGGUCCAGCCAAGGGCUUGGUUUACUCCUCAGAACUUCCACCCUGUUAUCUCAAAGCCAAUCACCAGGACUUCAUCCCCUUUGCGAGGAAGCGAGUUGGGGUGGACAGGGCAUACCCACUGAAACCCGUGUGCCACCGGAAAUCCCACAGUACAGGUGAGGAAUGCAGUGCGAAGGGUCACAGCGUCUCUCUGAGAUCCCUGGAGCCAAGAAGGUUUUCUUGUGGCAGUCUUGGUUCACCCGUGUUUGACCCCUUUCUCGAUGCCAUGCAGAGGGAGGGCAGCAUGGCCAGCCACCAGAGAGCCGAGCAGGUACAGAUCCAACGACUGGAGGCUGUAGGGGCAAGCUUACAGGAGGAAAUCCGAAGAAAAGAAGCCCUCCUGAAGGAAAAGCUGAAGAAGACAGUGGAAGAACUCAGAAGGAUCCAGAAGGAAAGGGAACAGGCCCAGGAAAGCGAGAAGAGAGAGAUACAGAGAAUAACCCUCCCCGGGAGGACGGUCAAAGGUAACAGAACUGCCCUGUAUGGACCCAUCUUCACCCCAGUCUUCUGCUCUGAGGAGAGGAGCAGUAGAGACAGGGGAGAGGGUGACACUUGGGAACGGUCUUGGGAAAAUUCUGGCACAGUCCAGUUCUCAGAUGAUGAACUCCAGAGGCUUAGAAGGGAAAAACUGGUGGCGAACAAUAACAGAAUUCAGGACCAGGGCUCAGGGCCACUGAUGGACACGUUGUUCUUUCAGCCUUCAGAAGCUGCCCCCGGGGCCGGGCAGGGCUCCUUCAGCACCUCCAGCCUGUCUCGGGGUUCCGACUCCUCCAGCUCUGGCUGUUCCACCAGAGAGCCAGAGCUGGGAGAGUGCAUCCACUGUGGGCGCAGAUUUCUCCUGCCCCGGCUGGAGCGACACUCGAACAUCUGCAGCAGGAUGCAGGCUUCAAAGAGGAAAGUGUUUGACUCCUCCAGGGCGCGGGCCAAGGGCACGGAACUGGAGGAGUACUUGAACUGGAAGGGAAGCGCGGCAUUCGUCAAGGCUGAGCCUCCUCCGAAGAGCAACUGGAGACAGAAGCACGAGUCCUUCAUCCGCACCCUGCGCCAGGCCCGGGAGAUCCAGCAGGUCAUCGCCAAAGGCGGCAACCCCUCGGAGCUGCCGCCUAUCCCCCCGGCAGAAAACCCGGACUAUGUCCAGUGUCCUCACUGCAGCCGCCACUUUGCUCCCAAGGUGGCUGAGCGGCACAUCCCCAAGUGUAAGACCAUCAAGAACCGCCCUCCGCCCCCCAGGAAGCACUGCACUUGAGCAGGGAAGGGCAGAGACCGCGAGGGGCGGUGAACUGGGGGUAGAACCAUGGGAGGCACAGCGCAGGGCCAUGACAUUGACACCUCCCAGACCAGGCGGAAAGGGGGUGGGCUUCCUCGGCACCCCUCCGUGGGUUGCGGUGCCUCGUUUCUGCCCGAAGGCACAGUGGAGAUGCCCACCUGGUCUGCUGGGCAGAAAGCGGCCGCACUAAAGCUCUCUCCUCGCAAGCCCGCCUGUGCCACCUUCCUGCCAACGCCCCGGCAUGUGCCCGUGGUUCCUGUGAACUCUUCCUGCUGUGUAGCUUUCCCCAGCGGAGGCCCAGGCUCGCCAGGGAGAAUCUCUUAGAGAGAGAACAAGCUUGGCUCCAAGGUCGGGGGAAGCCACUCUGGACCUCGAGGGAACAGGGGCUGCUGUUGGGCAAAAGCCAGUGUGGCGGGUUCAGGCACACUGGACCCAAGCCUUGGUGUACUGCGUCAUUUUUCUUCCCUUGGGGAGGAGAGGCAGCCUGCAGGCUCAGGGGGAGCAUCAUGGUACCGGGCCCCCAGCGGGCCUGCUGCAGGGGAAGGACAGGCUCCAGCCCUCUGCUCUUGUGGCCCUGGGAGCCUCAUCUUCGGUGGGGCCGUCGUGGUGGGAGGUGCACACUAUGUGCUCUGCCGUGGCUCUUAUGUGUGAUUUCAUAUGUGAAACAAAAAGGCAGAAACGUCAUUCGCAGCCAAUGCGAGCACUCUGCUGCUUCCAAUCAGGAUGAACAGCCGGCUUUUAAAAAGGAGGCAGCAAAAUGACCCGCAACGCAGGACCCGGCAGGGCCACAUGCCCUGCCGAUAGGCCACAGUCAACGCCUAGAUCUGAAAGUGAACUUUGCAGGGACAGGCACCAGGCUGUUUUCAAUUUUCUGUGUACGAUCAUGCCCGGUACAAGAAACCUUUGUCAUCAGACCCUCGAUAAAUGAGAUUUUAGGGAUUUCAGACUUAACAAGAAAGAAUCCUUGACCUGUCCAGUGGGAGAAGGGAUUAAGUAAUGUCCUGCUGGGCUAAUGUCAGCACAGAUAAGAGGAAGCCAGCACCUCGGAAAGGCUGUCUGGGCUGUCAUCCCAGGAGCAUUACUCAAACUUUUUUUGGGGGGGGAAGGAGCACACCCGGCAGUUCUCAGGAAUUACUCUUGGAUCUGUGCUCAGGGAUCACGCAUGGUUGGGCUUGGGGACUACCCAGGGUGUUGGGGUUUGAACCCAGAUUUGUUAUAUAUAAGGCAAAUGCCCUACCUGCUAUAGUAUCUCUCUGGCCCUUCAUACUGUUUAGUUUUAAUAUUGACGAGAAAAAAAUAUCACCCAUCGUAAUCUGGGCAAAGGUGCCUGUGUAGACUUUUAGGGGUAUUUUACUCGGCAACAGAUAGACACUCCUCUGCAUCUUCUAGUGGGUGUCGGAGCUCACAGAUGAGACCAAUUUGAAAUGAGAGUUUAAUGCAUCAGCUGUGAAGAUGCUACGCUGAAAAAAAAAAUAGCGGGUUGAAUUGCUUUGUGUUCUAAAUUGUUGCAAAGGAAAAGAAGGAUCACACAAUGAACUUCUGGUUGAAACCUGGGGCAGAGACUCCAGAUAACCACUCUCUGCAUUCCCUGGACCCAUUUAAUGAGGCAGUGUUUCACACACAAGAUAAAAGCAGGAGAUGGUAAGAAUGCCCUGUGGCUGGGCUGCGAAGUGGACUGCUCUGCCCCCCAGAUGUUUUAUUUGGCUGGCAUAUUUAAAACAGAAUGUGACAUUUAAAAAACUGCAGUAUAAAAAAUGUCUUGAAAACGUGGGAGUUCUAGUAACACUGGGCCAGCAGCUCUGCACAGUACCAGCCAAGUGGGGACCAGAAUCAAUUAUGGGCUGGAGAGAGCAUAGGGGUCAAGGCGGCAUUUGCCUUGCACAGGGCAGACCAGGGUCCAAUCCCUGGUACUGUAUGUGGUUCUCCUGAGCUCUGCUGUGUGUGGCCCCAAAACUAAGAAAAUGAAACAGUGCUGGUUCUGUUCUGACUAGACGGAGUGCUCACAUCCUGGCUGGCCACCUGUAGACUCGGCUGCUUGCCUUUGGCCGUGGUCAGAGGGUAUUCCCCACAGGCACUGGACUUCAGGAAGUCUGAACCAAGACCAAAGAUCAGGGCCCUCAAGGGAGAACAAAUGUGUGCCUGGAGGGGGCAGGAGUCCAUUCCUGUGUUGCCAAAGAGGCCUCAGUGGCAACAUGUUUAAGCCUGGUUUUAUUGGACAUAUCUAUGAGUAUUUUAAAUUUAUCUUCAUCUGGUCUUUGGGAAGAGGUAAGAACCUCUGCGCUAAGAAUUCCAGGAUGGCAGAGAGUAACUGUGUAAAUGCAUGCUGCUGGUAAUGUCCAGGCACCAUGCCACUUUAGGAACUUUAGUACAGAAGCUUUCAACUUCAAAGUUCAAAAGAUUAAGGGUUUGGGGCCCUUGCCUUGCAAGAGGCCAGCUCACGUUUCAUCUCCAGCACCGUAUAUGAUCCUGAGCCAUGCCAGGAGUAAUCCCUAAGGAAAAACAGGAAUAAGCCCUGAGCAUCACUGGGUGGGGCUCUAGAACAAAAUGACCGAAAAUUAAGGGACUGGAAAGAUCUCAUGGUGAGACCCCCAUGGAAAAACAUAUUUCAAAGUGUAUGCAGAUAUGCGGAGAUAAUCUUUCUUCACAGUUGGAUGUUUAAUAAAGCACAGGACGUUUGAGCCAACAUUUAUUUGCUUUUGGUUAUCAACUUAUCACUCGUCACAACUGCGCAGGAGGUAGAGAUGUGUUAGGGUGUUUUUCUCCCCAGUGUUCAUAAUUCUGUGAGGUCUGGUGGUCAGCAUGUUUCCAUAAUCAUUGCAGUCAAUAAAUGAUUUUUUGCUUUGCAGCAGGAAGGAAAGUACUUUAUAGUCCUGACUGUAGUCUACUCUUGUCUGAUAGUACCAUACAUACCUACCUUGGAGGCCCAAGAAAAGGCACUUAAUUGAGUUUACUUACAAUACAUCCUCACUCCAGAGUUGUUCUAAUGUGGAUCUUUCUAAAUAUAUGGCAAGCCAGAGGAAAUGUGAGUUGAAGGCUACUUCUGCUUCAAACUUAGUGGAAUACUUAGCCACUAAGUUUUUGCUUAGUUACCUCUGCUGUUACUCAGGAGACAAGUACAGUUCAGACUCUUUGAGGGAAAAGGUUUAUAAAUACCAGCUGGCAUUAUCACUUGGAAAAGCUCAUGAGACCAAAGAGACAAGUAUAAGAGCGUCUUCCUACCUAUUGUAAUGGCUCCUCCUCCCUCCUCCCUGCCCCGCCCUUCAUUUUAAGCACUGUAUUUUAUAAUUUAUGGGGAAAACUGUAGCAAAACUAAUUGUUAGCAAGAAAAAGAAAUCGAAAAGAAAAGGCAAAGAC